This is a messenger RNA of Maudiozyma barnettii, 885 nucleotides long. RefSeq names its product Otu2p (gene OTU2). The record is from RefSeq and is a predicted model, not a curated record. Bases 1 to 885 code for a protein of 294 amino acids. NCBI's taxonomy places the organism in Eukaryota, Fungi, Ascomycota, Saccharomycetes, Saccharomycetales, Saccharomycetaceae. Gene Ontology annotation, molecular function: cysteine-type deubiquitinase activity. Gene Ontology annotation, biological process: protein deubiquitination. The transcript has a single exon.
AUGGAGGAACUGCUAGCUACACAUCGGAAGCAGGCUAAGGAUCUGCAGAAUCAAAUCACAGGUAUGAAGAAACAAGCGACAAAAUCGUCGAGAAAACAAGUCGUUGCCAAAUGUGAACAAUUACAAGCAGAUCUGAAAGCUAAACAGACACAGGAGAUAGCCGAGCUCGAAGGCUCAUCGUCGAAGGAGGAGGAGGAUGAGGUGACUCCCGAACAAUUGCUGGCUCAGUUGUCCAUAAGUGAAAAUACUCAUACGUCUGUUGUGGAUGACGUAAUCACUGCCACUCAUGAACAGCCAAAGAAAAGAAGAAAUAGACAGAAGGAGAAAUUGGCAAAGAGAGAAGCUGAAAUUGAAAGAAUAAAAGAAGAAGCGAGGAAGGAAGCUGCAGUGCAACCAAACUUACAAAAAAUUGAACAAGAAGCCAUCGAUAAGAUGUGCGAAUUGAAUAAAGUCAUUCAAAUCGAUAUUAAACCUGAUGGUCAUUGUCUGUUUGCAUCAAUCCUAGAUCAAUUACAAACACGUCAUCCGGAUUUCAAAGACACUCAUCUAGGUUGUGAUAUAUACAAACUGAGAUCCAUGUCGUGUGAUUACAUUCGUGACCACAAGGACGAUUUCAUACCAUAUUUGUUUGAUGAAACAACUAUGCAAAUUCAAGAUAUAGAUGAAUACACAAAGGAAAUGGAAACUACUGCAAAAUGGGGUGGUGAGAUUGAAAUCUUGGCAUUAUCGAAGGUGUUUGAUUGUCCAAUAUCUAUUAUGUUCAGUGAUAGACCUCAACAGAAGUUUAAUGAGACUGGGGAAUUACCGGAAUUGAAACUCGUCUAUUAUAAGCAUAGUUACUCACUUGGUGAGCAUUAUAACUCCUUGCAUGACAUAUUGAAUUGA